AAUAAAAUAAAAUAAAAUAAAAUAAAAUAAAAUAAAAUAAAAUAAAAUAAAAACAAGGCUUCCAUAAGCAACCUCUGAAUCGGUACCUGUUUUUGCAUUCGAUCAACCGGAUAAUUACCUAACCUAACCUUAUACUAGCACAACCAAACAUCUUCGACGACCAUGGCAGGGGUGCUUCUAAACAUCGACUGGCGGUCGUUAUUAGGCAGAGAUGCAUCUUCUUCUUCCCUCGCGGUCGAAAAUGGGCCUGAACUUGAGCCCGAAUCCGUGCUCGAGCCCUUGUUUGUGCCUGUGGAAGAACCCGCGUUCGAACCCGCGUCUGAGCCCGAAUCCGAGCCUGAGCCGGUGCCCGUACCCGAGCUCACGCUUGGGAUUGCUACGCCUGAGAUCGUUGCGCCGAAGAUCGAGAUCAAUUUUGAGCCUUCACAUCCCUAUUACCCGUUGGGUGUGACCAUUCCGGGUUACGCGCCUAACGAGGCGUCUGUCCCUGUGCUGUUGGCGUCAUUGAGUGGCAUGCUGGUAUUUGCGCUGGUAGGAGCUUCUGCGCUAGCAUUGAGGGUGAAUCCGAAUUUGACAAGAACGAACUUGAUUCGGGUUUGCUGGUUUGUUCUAUGCGGGUGUUUACACUGCUUCUUUGAAGGAUACUUCAUCUUCAAUCACGCUACACUCGCGUCGUCACAAAAUGUAUUUGCACAGCUGUGGAAGGAGUACGCGCUAUCAGACUCGCGUUACCUGAGGUCCGACUUCUUCAUGCUAAGCAUCGAGAGCAUCACGGUGUUCAUCUUGGGACCUCUCUGCUUCGCUAAUGCUGUUGCUAUUGUCCGAGGGAGCCCCGCACGGCAUGCACUUCGCAUCGUCGCAUGCAUAGCACACCUAUAUGGCGUGGCUUUAUAUUACGCCACGAGCCUCUGCGAGCUUUACUUCACGGGCCGCUCCCAUAGUCGACCCGAGGCCCAAUACUUUUGGCUUUACUACUUUGCCUUCAACCUUCCGUGGGCCAUUAUCCCAGCAGUCCUUUUAUAUGAUAGUGUCAGGACUAUAACCAGGGCCAUAGGAGCUUUGGAAAGAGUUGAUGUCACACUAGAUUCUCAUCGCCACAGACUUAACGGGGCAAACGGCGUUUCUGAGACCAAAAAGACAAGAUGAAACUGGAUAGUAGUUGGUUUGAAAAUGGGAAACGAUUUUUUUUUAUUAAAACAACGAAUUUUUAGCGUUCAAAUUGUUACAUUCUUAUAAGAUUUCACGGUGGAAUUUUUUUUAACAUUUCAUGUAACAUUCGUCCAACAUAUGAGGAUUUCUUGGACUAAAUAGCUGUUUUAGUUAAGUUU
Messenger RNA from Daldinia caldariorum, 1328 nucleotides. RefSeq names its product EBP-domain-containing protein. The record is from RefSeq and is a predicted model, not a curated record. Lineage: Eukaryota; Fungi; Ascomycota; Sordariomycetes; Xylariales; Hypoxylaceae. The transcript is spliced from 5 exons. Gene Ontology annotation, molecular function: steroid Delta-isomerase activity; cholestenol delta-isomerase activity; C-8 sterol isomerase activity. Bases 163 to 1146 code for a protein of 327 amino acids. Gene Ontology annotation, biological process: sterol biosynthetic process. Gene Ontology annotation, cellular component: endoplasmic reticulum; membrane.